AUGCUGUUCCGCUUCGGCGUGGUGCUGCCCGCCCGGGUGACGGAGGGCGGCGCGGAGCUGCUGCUGGCCGGGUCGCGGCCGGAGCUGGGCGAGUGGGACCCGCGGCGCGCCGUGCCCAUGAGGCGGGCGCGGCCGAGCGCCCCGCUGCCCGCCCAGGAGCCCGCGCUGUGGCUGGCCGAGGUGGCGCUGCCGGACGAGGACGCCGCCAGCCCCUUCUGGUACAAGUUCCUGCGGCGGGAGGGCGGCCACUUCCUCUGGGAAGGUAGUGGGCCCCAUCAUGAUCGAAGUUGUGUUUUCAACCAGAGCAACAUAGUAGAUGGAGUUUACUGCCUCCCAAUAGCACACUGGAUUGAAGUCUCUGGACAUACUGAUGAGAUGAAACACACAACUGAUUUCUAUUUCAAUAUUGCAGGACAUCAAGCUAUCCAUUACUCCAGGAUUCUGCCAAACAUCUGGCUGGGAAGCUGUCCUCGGCAGCUGGAGCAUGUGACCAUCAAGCUGAAGCAUGAGCUGGGUGUCACAGCUGUGAUGAACUUCCAGACUGAAUCUGACAUUGUUCAAAAUUCCUGGGGCUGCAACCGCUACCCAGAACCCAUGAGCCCCGAAAUCCUCAUGAAACUGUAUAAGGAAGAAGGCCUUGCCUAUGUCUGGCUGCCAACUGCAGACAUGAGCACUGAAGGCAGGAUCCAGAUGUUGCCCCAGGCGGUGUGCCUGCUGCACGGGCUGCUGCAGAACGGACACACUGUCUAUGUGCAUUGCAAUGCUGGCGUGGGCAGGUCCACAGCUGCUGUCAGCGGCUGGCUGAGGUACGUGCUGGGAUGGAGCCUGAGGAAGGUGCAGUACUUCUUGGCUGCCCGGAGACCAGCUGUCUACAUUGAUGAGGAAGCUCUGAAUCGUGCUGAAGAAGAUUUCUACCAGAAAUUUGGGCACCUUCGUUCCUCGUAUCAAAUACAAGAGUAGAAAAGGAGAAGAAGAAAAGGAAGGUGAAGAGGAAUUUGAACAUUUGAACCUCAAGGACUUAGAAAUUUCUGUGUUUCAGGCACCCACCUCAACUCUUCAGAUUACAAGCUUCUUGUAAAAGUGAUGAGAAUUUUGUUUAAAAAGUGCCUUAGAGGUUUUUAUUUGCUUUCCUUGAGCUGACAUGGUUCAUGUUUUCAAGCCUUUUGGUGCAAUUAUGAGACCUAGAAACUGCAAAGGGAAGCAAGAUUUUCUUUUAACUACUUGCCCAUAGGAGCUGAGAUUUUAGGCUAGAGACUAAACAAGACGUGAGGUGAAAUAGAGUUGGCAAUAAAAAGUGAGAAGAAAAAAAUAUGGAUAUUGACUGGAUUAAGAUUCAGAUUAGGAUGGAGCAGAUCAUCAUCAAAGCUGCUCAGUUAUUUUAAGCAGACAUUAGAUUGUUGCAGUGUUUUGUAGUAAUUCUGUAGACAAGUGGUAUUGAUGAGAAAGACCAGAAGGAAACUGAUUCUUCAACUCAGUGUUUAAAAACAAAAAGCUAAUAUCUAAUGCAGUGAACUAAGAUUUGCACUUUGUCCAUCUAGUUAAUGUUAAGUAUUAUGGGCUCCAGCUGUAUUCUUUCAUGACAUUGGUAUUAUGCUGGGCUGUGGCAUGGAGAGAGGACACAGCUCCAGCUGUGGAAGCCUUGCUUUGUCGUGGGGCAGGACCACUGCUUGUUACAUUAUCCUGGGCUGUGAGUUCUCUGAGACGAAGCUGCCUUUUGCCCCUCUGGCCCAUGCAGUGCUGAACAGGGGCUCCCUUAGGUGCCAAGUCAUUCUGAGCAGUGACCACUGGGUAAGACAGGACCUAUAGGAAUUGUGUGAUAAGCAGAGUGCACAACUGGCACCUCAGCCUCUGGGCUGUUGACCCAGAUUAACAUUUGCAAUACAGCAAAAGCUUCUCCUUGUGCAAGCAGUGGGUGUGUGCUGGGUUUAGCUCAUUGAAGCUAAUGCUGGGCCACCUCUGGUCUGAAUGAAGUCAAUAUAUUCCUCUAUAGGAGCAAAGAGCAACUCUGCAGAGGGUGGUUUCUCAGCAGCUUAGCCUCAGUAUUAGCUUUGUGGAUGAUCCCUAAUAUUUUCCAUUGCUGCUUGGUCCCUUAGCUAAACUAAGCACCAACAGCUUCCAGGCCCGCUCAGAUGAAAUUAAUUUGAUAUAAAUUGAGUUCAAGAGAGAAGAGAGAAUUAAGGAUGCAUAAACAUUAAGAAACAUAAUUUCUAUAGGUUUAUUCUUCAGUGAAAUCUCAUUUUUUUCAGGCAACUUGUUCCUCUGAAGAUGCAGUCAGUGACAGAGUAGUUUAAGUAAUAAAUAUUGAUUUUCUGAAUGCUUAAUGGAGAAACUAUUGGAUAUGAGCUGUUUAUGGAGAAUGUACAAAAUAAUAUAUUUUAUUUAUCCUAUACUUCAAUCUUGAAAAGAAAAAUGUUCAUUUAAGUUAUUGUAUUUGUGGGUUUGACCAUGACUUUAUUUCUGAAUUUUUGAAAUAAUACUGCCUGUUUAGAAAAUGGAUGAGAA
This is a messenger RNA of Melozone crissalis (California towhee), 2502 nucleotides long. RefSeq names its product EPM2A glucan phosphatase, laforin (gene EPM2A). NCBI's taxonomy places the organism in Eukaryota, Metazoa, Chordata, Aves, Passeriformes, Passerellidae. Gene Ontology annotation, cellular component: nucleus; cytoplasm. Gene Ontology annotation, biological process: protein dephosphorylation. The transcript has 4 exons. Gene Ontology annotation, molecular function: protein tyrosine phosphatase activity; starch binding; protein tyrosine/serine/threonine phosphatase activity. The coding region runs from base 1 to 960 and encodes 319 amino acids. The record is from RefSeq and is a predicted model, not a curated record.